UGAAGGCAUUGUUCGGUUGUCGGUUGUCUGUAUGCAAACGAUGUGGAAGGCAUGGCUGCCUACCACGACGGGCUGCUACUUCCCUCGCUUCUUGCUGCAAUAGCCUAAGGAAAUGUUUGUCUGGUGGCGGGCGGCCAGGCUUCUACUUGACACAGCUACCUCACUUUCGACAACAGGCAGCACGGCCGCAGGGUUUACCGAUAAUUUCUGCCUUCCAACUAUUACUUCACAACACCUACCUGGCCGACGUCCACGACCGCUUCGACUUCUUCCUCUAAAGAUCGAGCCCGCAAAUCAACUUCCUUUGUGCAGGUACGGAAAGCGCGCGUUACUGCCUCGGCUGGUUGCUCUUGACUGUGCUAGUCGCUGUAUUUUCGGCAAGAUACACAAACCUGCUGUUGAAACCACUUCGACCUGCCGACUUGCGGCCUCAUUACCUCUCCUCCGCUUCAGUCUCUCCACCUUGAGUUUGCAACGCCUCCACGAAGACGCGCGAGACAAGAACCAGUCUGUCACUGCCCCCAACUCCCCCGCGCCAACGCUCCUGCCCUGCAGCGUUGGAUUUCACCUUGGCAGGAUACAUACCUGGCCGAACCUGCCGUCAACACGAAUCGCCCUCGUCAACAUCGGAACUUCGACCCAUCCAGCCUCGCCAACCCGCCAUUUGUGCAACGACUAUCCAACUGAAUACUGGUCCACCCGUUGAAUUUCCCCGCCUUUGCCGUGUCGAGCGAUCUCGGAGAAUGGCAUCGUACGAGGAAUCGAGAACGGCGAGGACCAAAG
Colletotrichum phormii is the source of this 783-nucleotide messenger RNA. RefSeq lists its product as uncharacterized. The transcript is spliced from 2 exons. Bases 113 to 706 code for a protein of 197 amino acids. Lineage: Eukaryota; Fungi; Ascomycota; Sordariomycetes; Glomerellales; Glomerellaceae. The record is from RefSeq and is a predicted model, not a curated record.